AUGGGGGAGGUCAUUUCUAAGAACCCUGAGAAACACGUGUCAUCGUCGCCAUCUUCUAGUGAAUCGGAGCGCGACGAGUUGCAACUGUUGGAGCACGCGCCACCUUUUUGGAGGAACCGAAAGAGGUUAUCCAAGCAACUUUCUAUGUGCGAGACUCCACGUGAUAUUGCAUGGGAGAAACAUCGUCGUCAAAUUCUCCUCCAGGAAAGGAGGAAACAAGGGAUUCACGACCCUGGCGACUUGACCGACGAGAACCUCAAUGAACUCAAAGGCUGCAUCGAACUAGGAUUUGGGUUCAACGAAGAGGAAGGUCAGAGGCUAUGUAGCACGUUGCCGGCGCUCGAUCUUUAUUUUGCGGUGAACCGCCAAUAUUCCACAAGCCCAAUCUCGAGCCACAGUAGCAAAAGUUUAUUACCCUCUCCCGCUGGAUCCAGCUCGUCGUCGACAUCUCUUGGAGGUAGGUCCUCCUCAUUUGGAAGCCUUAGGAGUGACUCCAUGACAAUUAAAAGUGUUUUAUUGAUAAUAUGCGCAGGAGAUGAUCCUCAACAAGUUAAGACAAAGCUGAGGCAUUGGGCACAUGCAGUGGCAUGUUCUGUAAUGCAGUCCCAUUGA
Molecule: messenger RNA, 612 nt
Organism: Nicotiana tabacum (common tobacco)
Lineage: Eukaryota; Viridiplantae; Streptophyta; Magnoliopsida; Solanales; Solanaceae
Source: RefSeq, a predicted model, not a curated record